CUAAAAACAAAAAUAAGAUUUGAAAAUAUAAUUUAAAAAUAGGUAUUAGUUUUUACAGUUAAUUUCACUAAAUUAGAUUUCAAGGAAAAUACUAGUGUAUUAGAAAAGUUUAAGCCAAUGCUAUAAUCAUAGUAAAAUGCCUAAACUAGCGAGAGAAGCAGGGUACUUAUUCUCGCUAAUUCUUGUGUCCAUAUCCUAUAUGGUGUAACCACAAUUCUUUUAGUCUCUUUUGCAGCUGUAAAAUUAGCUUAAAAUGAAACUCAUGCAGAAAAUGGAAUUCAAAAAAACUGGGAAAACAAUAUGAUUAUUGACAUAUAAAGUAGUAGAUAUGAUACUUGUCCUUUGGGAUAUGAAUCUAUGUUUUCUUUUGAAUGGCCUGGCACAAUUCCAGCCUGUAACUGCUAAUUAUGGAAUGAAAAUCCAACUCGUCCUCAUGGGCCAGAUGGAGAAUUUACAUAAACUAAUUAAAAUACUCACAAUUUAUCUGAAUAGGAUAUAGAGGAAUAAAAAGAGGAAAAAGAGAGUAAGUCCAAUAAUCAAGGAAAUUUUAUUUAGAAUCACCUUAAAAAAUAGCAAUUUAACUAAGAGGAUAAUUAUAAAUAAGAAAAAUAAUAGGAAAAUAAAGAUGAGAAAAUUGGAGAUGCUAAGAAAUAAGACUUAAAAAAGUAAAUUAAUCACCCAAAACGUAAUAAACUAGACUAGGUCAAUGUGGCAUAUAAUUAGCCUAAUCCUUAUCAACCUUCUAAGGAAGAUCUUUUAGCCAAACUUAAAAAAUACGGCUAAGAAAAUAAAAUUUACACAGAAGGAAUUUGCAACUGGAAUUAAACUUAAGCAGGAUGUGUUGAUAUAUAACCUGUAAAAUAGCAAUCCUUCACCAAAUGGAAAUAGCGUUUGUAAUGGUGUGUAGCUCGUGCAUAGGCAGUUAAUAUGAGCAUAAUGUAAAAGUAUUAUGAUUACGAAAAUGGUAUUUGCAAAGAUGAAAAUCUGAGAGUAUGUGGUGAUCCAGAAGAUAAGAAUUAUUAGUACUGCUUUCCAAAAUAAUAUACAUAAUGCCCAAUAAAUGGAAUAUUAAUAACUACAACUCCUCCUAGAGGAUAAGAAUAAUUAUACUAUUAGUCUCGUCCUAUGCAAUUUAGUAGAAAUUAGAUGUUAUACGUAAGUAGAAAUUUACCGAAACAAAUGCCAUUAUCUGACUUUUUAGUAGCUGAGGAUAGCGUUUGUAUAGAAGAUCCAAAAAAUAAUAUAUCUAAAGAUCACUAAGAUUAUUAUCUUCUAAAAAGCUAAAGAAAAAGAUGCAGUAGCAACAUUACAGAUGAUCGCUAUGUCAUAAUAGACUCUUAAGGUGAGCAAAGUUUUUAUUAUAACAAUUUUGCUUUACAAUACAGAGACUAAUUACCUGAUUUCACCUUAAAUAAUACAUACAUCUAUAAUUUAUAUAAGCAUCAAUACAUUUAUUGGAAGCAUGAAUGUGAUGAAUAUAUGAGCUAUUUCUUAUCUGAUAAAGAUUUCGAUCAAUUCUACACUAGACAAAGAACUCUGAAAAUUAUAACUUAUGUUAUAUCAAUAGUAACUAUAAUGAUUUCAACUUUUGAGUUGCUCUUAAUUUGCAGAGUUCCUAUGGUGUUAAGAUUUGAAAAAGUCAUUCUUUAAUAUAAUCCCGUUAUUGUUUUUGUGCUCUAGUUAAUAGUGCUUCCUUUUAGUGCAGCAGCACUUCAUUAAGCAAAUGUACUUUACAACAUAGAAAAAUAAUUAUCGUUAAAGCAAUGCACAGAUGAAUUUACUUUAAAGCUGAUAGGUACUGGAAGUAUUUAAAUUCACUAAGAAAUAAAAAACUUCAAUAAAGGAUAGAUUAUCUUUAUUUGUCUAAUUUUGCUUGCAAAUGCUAUCAAUUUUCUUUUAACACUUUGCUGCAGCUAAAGCUCUGCUUAACCAAAAAAGAAAAGAAGAGCUAGUACUUAUUGA
This is a messenger RNA of Tetrahymena thermophila SB210, 1962 nucleotides long. RefSeq names its product transmembrane protein, putative. NCBI's taxonomy places the organism in Eukaryota, Ciliophora, Oligohymenophorea, Hymenostomatida, Tetrahymenidae. The transcript is spliced from 2 exons. The record is from RefSeq and is a predicted model, not a curated record.